CAAACUCGCCUGCUCCCUGAGAGAGACUCCCCGCCUCUUUACCUACGGGUUGGCGAGUGGAGAGAGAGAGAGAGAGAGAGAGAGAGAGAGAGAGAGAGAAGGGGGGCGGCUCAACUUCACCCAGCACUCGUGAGAGCCACCGUGAGGAGAUUUGAGAGUCGAGAGAAAACUUUGCGCACAGUACCUCCGAGGAGAAAUUAAUACAGCUGCGCGGCUGAAGCAGAAGAAGAAGAAGAGGGAGAGGGAGAAGAAGAAGAAGAAGAAGAAGAGGGAGGAGAAGAAGAAGAAGAAGAAGAGGGAGAAGAAGAAGAAGAGGGAGAGGGAGAAGAAGACGAAGAAGAGGGAGAAGAAGAAGAAGAAGAAGAAGAAGUUUCCGCGGCGGCAGCAGUCCGAGGGCACCGGGAGGAAGAGGAGGAGUCAACAGGUCCCAGAGCUUAGGAGCUGCAAUCGAUUCAAGGGGAGUUUUCCUCGGACAAGGACGGGGAGAUUGACGUUUCUGGGUAAUUUCCUCCCUCUUCCUCCCUCGAUCUCGCUUUCAUAUUUCUGUCUGUGCUCGAGAAGAGGGGCUUGUCCGAGCAAUCCAUGUGGGCGGUCCACCAGCUGAAAGCCCAGUCGGCUGAACAGCACACCACUCAAUCACUCUGAACAUCAACGCCCGGGGCUGCUGGCGACCAACAGAGGCAGAGGCUGUGUGACUCUGAAGAGGAGGCCCGUCCAAAGAGAAGAGCUUUGUUUUGGCAUCAUGUGAUCUGUGCAUUCCCCAGGAGCACUCUGCAGUGGAAGAGUAAAUCUACGCUCCCCUGGAAGCAUCGCAACCACUAGCACCCCUAUCACCACUAUCACCCCUCCUGACUGCAGUCAUCAAAGUCACCUGUUCUUGACUCGACUUGCCUUCUGUCUCUUUCUGCCCAUUCAUCUUCAAGAUAAGGAAUGGCCCUGCUACUCUCCAGCCUCCCCAACGCCUCUCGCAAAUAAGGCCUUUCACAAUACCAGAGAAAGGAAGGCAAAAACACUCCACAAUCCCCUUUUAUACUUUUACCCUGUCUCUUUUUAUCUUUGUGCCCUUAGUAACACAAGCCACAAUACACACAUUAAUAAGAGGGCAGGAUUUUUGACAACUACAGCCAUUUUAAGGAGUGGUUUCCGAACCAUAAAGGGAUUUUUACAAACGCCACCUGACCUGGAAUAUCCACUCAUCCCAUGUAUUUAUGGGGGGAUUAAAUCAAUGCCGGAUUCCACACUGACUCCCAUUUGGUGCUGUUUGAUCUAGUUGAGGUGGUUUUUCAGUGAGGUCUGUCUGUGUCUGGAGGGUGGACUGAGCCAUCAUGGCUGGGAAGGGCAACCCGAUGCAGGGGCCCCACCUCAACGGCUUCCCGAUGCCCACCUAUUCCUACUUCUUCCCCCACAUGUUGGGGAGCCUGUCGCCUCCAGCCCUGCCAGGACUGCCCCUCAGUGGGUACAGCACCCCUUCACCAGCCACGAUAGAGACCCAGAGUACCAGCUCAGAGGAGAUAGUGCCAAGCCCACCCUCACCUCCCCCACCGCCCCGCGUCUACAAACCCUGCUUUGUGUGCCAGGACAAGUCCUCAGGGUACCACUAUGGUGUCAGCGCCUGCGAGGGCUGCAAGGGCUUCUUUCGGAGGAGCAUCCAGAAGAACAUGGUGUACACUUGUCACCGGGAGAAGAACUGUAUCAUCAACAAAGUCACCCGCAACCGCUGCCAGUACUGUCGGCUGCAGAAGUGCCUGGAAGUCGGGAUGUCCAAGGAGUCGGUGAGGAAUGACCGGAACAAAAAGAAAAAGGAUGAGAAGAAGCAGGAGUGCACAGAGAGCUAUGUGCUGAGUCCCGACACAGAGCAGAUGAUCGACAGGGUUCGCAAGGCGCAUAAGGAAACUUUCCCCUCUCUCUGCCAGCUGGGCAAAUACACUACGACUAACAGCUCAGAACGACGUGUGUCCUUGGACGUAGACCUGUGGGACAAGUUCAGCGAACUCUCCACCAAGUGCAUCAUAAAGACGGUGGAGUUUGCGAAGCAGCUGCCCGGCUUCACAACGCUCACCAUCGCUGACCAGAUCACUCUGCUCAAAGCCGCCUGUCUGGACAUCCUGAUACUGCGGAUCUGUACACGUUACACACCAGAGCAGGACACCAUGACGUUCUCAGAUGGACUCACGCUAAACCGAACCCAGAUGCACAACGCCGGCUUCGGUCCGCUCACCGACCUGGUGUUUGCCUUUGCCAACCAGCUCCUUCCUCUGGAGAUGGACGACGCAGAGACAGGGCUGCUCAGCGCCAUCUGUUUGCUGUGCGGAGACCGUCAGGACUUGGAGCAGGCAGAGAAGGUGGACGUCCUGCAGGAGCCCCUCCUGGAGGCGCUGAAAAUUUACGUAAGGAAGAGGAGGCCCCACAAACCGCAUAUGUUCCCCAAAAUGCUGAUGAAGAUCACUGAUCUGAGAAGCAUCAGUGCUAAAGGAGCCGAGCGGGUCAUCACCCUGAAAAUGGAGAUCCCCGGCUCCAUGCCCCCUCUCAUUCAGGAGAUGCUGGAGAACUCGGAAGGCCUGGAAAGCGGAGCCGCGGGCAGUCGGGCAAGUGGGCCCCCCCCAGGCAGCUGCAGCCCCAGUCUGUCCCCCAGCUCUGCCCAAAGCAGUCCAGCCACACAAUCGCCAUAGUGGCGGCCACCUUUUUUUUUGUUUUUCCUCACAAUGCUCCGUCUCCUCCUUCGAUGUUCUGAAGAGGAGGAGCGAGGGGGGUGAGGGGGGGCUUGAGUCUGACUGCUGAAUCCAGGAGACUGGCAGAGCCAACCUCCUCUUCUCCUGUUCCACAAAUCCCCACCUCCUGGUCUGCUUUCCCUCACUCUGGAGCACUGUCCUGACUCGAGGGGAGGUGAGUCCGGGGCAGGCCGGGGCAAAAGGACGCCUCUGAGAGACCACACCGUAAACACUGCUGAUGACUCCCCCUCCUCCUCCCUCCACUCUCCUCUCCAUUGCUGCUCCUCCCCUCUCCACCUCUCUCCAAAAGACUGAUGGAAACAGACCUGGAUGCAGUGGAGACCAGUUUUGAACGGAACUGAGACUGGGUGGAGCAUCAUGGGAUAAAUAUAUGACAAGAACAAUGCAUAAAGACUGAUUUGACAAACACCAGACACUUUUUUUUGUUGUACUCUUGAGGCAGACUGCAAGCUUGGGACUUGUCUAAAGACCCUCCAAUCCUCCUCAAAGACUUUGGGUCUUCUUUUUUUUUUCUCUUUUUCCAACUUCAAAAAAACAGAUUUCAUACAAAAGAUAUAUAAAUAUAUAUAGAAAAGUUAAGGAACUAUUGUGUUUGACAUGUCCAGAUCAGAAUGGCAGGUUGAAACAAGGACAUGUUUUCUGAGAUUAGAAAUUGUUGUACUGCUUCACUGUUUGAAUCUUUUCAUACCCAGCAAGAGUAUUGAGAGAUAUGUUCCAGUUUUAUCACAUUUGUACAUCAUUCUAAUUAACUAAAAGCAAACUACAUAUAGUACAAACACACACACACACACACACACAAAUGUGCACAGAAAACAAGUCGCAAUGAAUAUCACCUACUAUUCCAGGUUGGAUUUGUUUUCCUUUUUUCUUUUUCUUUUUAUGCUUACAAAAGAAUGGAAAAAAAAUGAUUGUAUGAACUCGGUUGUAUGAUAUGGUCACAGGUCCUUUCAAGAAAUCAAAUUAAUGAAGAUUCAUUAUUAAGGUGUAUUUUAAGUAGCCUUUGAGUUUGUGUAUAUAAGCUGUAUUCAUUUCUUUAAAACUAUGAAGAGUUUUAGGCUUCACCUGCUUUUUUUUGUAAGAAUACCUUUCAUGUGUUUUUUUUGUUUUGUUUAUAGGUUUGUGAUUCAAGAAAAGACAUUUUGAGCACAUUUUACUGAAGGAAGUUCUUUCGUGUUUUGUGUCCUACUAGAUACUGGACAGACCCUUAACCAAUCACUGGCUGUUCAGAAUGUGGCUCUCACAAACGGAUUCAACCCUUUGCCCGCCCCCCCUUCACUUUUAAAACAUGUUUUUACGUACAGUAGAGAACAAAGUAGCACUCCAGUCGGGGCAUAGCUUUUUUGGCCAUGUAGCAGAAAGAGAUGGUGUUUCUGAAGAUGGUGAGCUUGAUGCCACAUGUAGCCUGCCAGAUUCAACUGCCAGAUUCAACUGCCAGAUUCACGUGAGAGUUCAAAUGUGAAGAAUGGUGUACAUACACACUGUAUUAAACACACGUGAUUCUCAAUAGUCUCUAAAUGGAUCAAUAAUCUGUAGUGGAUGGGAAAAGACUAGACUGUAGUAAUCCCUCUACUCUGUCAGUGGUCAGGCAAGUGAAGGUCCCAAAUGUGAUGUUUUUUGUCAACUAAGUCCUCACAAAUCUCCCUGUGGUAGAAACCAAUAUGUGACUUUUUGCCGGAUCCAGAGCAACCUCGCACCCUGUGACUCACUUUACGCCAAAACGCCUUCACCGUCAACACACGUCAUCUAGACCAUCAUUACUGUACACACACACACCAAUGUCUCAGGAAGGAAUCAUUUUUUUUGUGCUUGGCCUGUUCUUUGUAUAUGUUCUGUGCUGCACCCCGUAACCCUUCAAUCACAGAUACACAUACACACACACACACACACACACACACACACACACACACACACUUCUGCUACUGAGCCCCUGGAUUUUACUUCAAUCACUCACUUUUCGUUAGGCCUGGCAGACCAGGACUUGCGCAGAGAGACACUGACCACGCAAACGUUACGACACAGGAUGCCAGUGUGGAGUCUCUCCGAGUCGCUCGUGUUCUUUUGAUUUGUACGGUCAAAGCUGCUUUCAUCAUUUAGGACUUAACUCGUCCAGAACAGCGCACAACUUUUCCCUCCACAGCUAAUCUGGAAUAGCAACAGACACACCCGUCAGUUUGAGAAGAAUGGAAUAUGUUGCAAUUUUUGUCAAGAUUAUCAAGCGACUUUGGAAAAAAAAAAAAACAACAAAAAAGAUUUGAAAAAAAUAAAAUGAACAUUUAAUAAUUA
Molecule: messenger RNA, 5012 nt
Organism: Scophthalmus maximus (turbot)
Lineage: Eukaryota; Metazoa; Chordata; Actinopteri; Pleuronectiformes; Scophthalmidae
Gene: raraa
Product: retinoic acid receptor, alpha a
Exons: 11
Coding region: 1326-2669 (447 amino acids)
Biological process (GO): cellular response to corticotropin-releasing hormone stimulus; regulation of transcription by RNA polymerase II; retinoic acid receptor signaling pathway
Cellular component (GO): nucleus; transcription regulator complex
Molecular function (GO): nuclear receptor activity; zinc ion binding; nuclear glucocorticoid receptor binding
Source: RefSeq, a predicted model, not a curated record